AUGGCAGCAGUGGCCUUCGACUACUGCUUGACGCUUUCACAAGAGGCCCAGUUGAUCUGGGGAAAGAAGUGGGGUGUCAUUAGAAUUACUUUUACCCUCACUCGUUAUGCCACCUUGAUGGGUACUGCCAUGACCCCGUACGCUGCGGUGACUGACCGGUCUAAGUACACAAAUGUUCGUGAAGUCGUGAUUUAA
This is a messenger RNA of Suillus plorans, 195 nucleotides long. RefSeq lists its product as uncharacterized. The record is from RefSeq and is a predicted model, not a curated record. Lineage: Eukaryota; Fungi; Basidiomycota; Agaricomycetes; Boletales; Suillaceae. Bases 1 to 195 code for a protein of 64 amino acids. The transcript has 4 exons.